CCUACUCGCUUCACAGCUGCUCACGAAUACCUUUGUCUGUGCACAGUUCAUGGAACCUUGUGCUUAUUUUUUUUCUUUGCACUAACUUUGCAUACUUACUGAUACUGAGCCGGGAGAAACUGUUUAAACUCCAUAUGAUUCUUUAUCAGGUUACUUGUAUUGUAGGAAGGUGUCAUAGUUCCUCCUACGCAGCACAGUGUGCAGUCUGCUUUGCUUUGUUUGCCAUCAUUAAUUGUGAGGUGCACCUGGAUCGCUGUCGUUUUGUGUCAUCUGUUCAUAGGUAUGACAACGUACAAUAGUUAUGUCACACAGUAUCACCUGGUAUCAGAUGUUGGUAUCAGAGCAUUUUUGUUAUUAAUAUGGAAAUGAGUAAAUAAGCACAGAAUGCAUCCUUCCUGUGAGCAGUUACACUGCUGUGUGAAACAUAGUAUUAAACAUUGAUAUUUUCUUUUCUGUUCUUCUAAUAGUAUGGACUGGCAUAGCUAUUUUGCUAUCCGUUUGAUCAAACUUAUAAUAUAGUUAAUGAAAGGGCUCGUGGCAGGAAUACAAAUAAUAUUUUUUGAUCUAUUAUAACUGGGUUUUUAUGUAUGCUUUGCUGGCUUUUCAGUGUUUAUUCAUCGAUACUAAUGAGGAUUUAACAUGUUAUUUGCUUGUUUUUUUCUUUUUUUACAGGCCUGGGCAACAGAGGAUUGUGGGAAUGGCAUCUAUCCCCGCUGUGGUGUGUCUUUGAUCAGUGGAACACUGGAAGAGUGAGUGGAAGACAUGUGUUCCAACUGCAAACAAACCAACAACGAAUGAAACCCAAAAAUUCAUUCUUUGUUUACCUAAACGUGUGGUGUUGCAAAUUUAACAUGUGGAAUCAAGUAACAUUUUGAGUCAGUCUUGGAUUUUGAAGGACUUUUCAUAAAUGUAUCCUUCCAUGGAAAUACUCAGAGAAAAAUCAGGAUGGAGAAUCGAGUCAAAAGAAACUGUUAGAUACUAGGGAGUUUUAGAAUCCGAGGCCAUCUAUUUGCACAGUGCUAUUUUCGAACAGGCCAAAUACAUUAACACGCCACGCUGGGAAUAAAUUUAUCCUCUGCUGUGGAGAAACGGAACAUUAGAAAAGCAGGAUUAGGAGCGUGCUUGAAUGAUGAUGGCAAGAAAGUGGAGGUAUAGUGGGCGGCGACUGUGGAUCUCGGCGCUGCUGUUGCUGCUGGCGGCUUCGUCACUAGCACUGGAGUUUGACGGCCUGCCAGGCCAGUGGGCUCGUUAUGGACGUUGGGAGGCUGGCGCUAUGGGUGAAUUGAGCUUUGCAAUGAAGACCAACGUGAGUGAAUCCGUGCUUCUUUACAUGGACGACGGUGGCAACUGCGACUUCCUGGAACUGCUGAUCAGUGAUGGUCGCCUGCUGCUGCGUUUCGCCCUGCACUGCGGCGAGCCCGCUACGCUCCACAUGGAGACACGUGUCAGCAACCAGCGCUGGCACCGGGUGCAGCUGGUGCGCAAUUACCGCCACACCACGCUGAUGGUGGACGGUGAGGCCAAAGUGGCUGAGGUCAAAUCCAAGCGUAAAGAGAUGGUCGUGGCAAGUGACCUUUUUGUGGGUGGAAUUCCUCCCGAUGUACGCCUUUCCGCUCUUACCUCCAGCACCGUCAAGUACGAGCCUCCAUUCCGGGGCCUGAUCGCCAACCUAAAGCUAGGAGAAACUGCUCCUGUCCUUCUGGACAGCCAGGGAGUGAAGAUUGAUCUGGAGUACCUUUGCACCAAACAGAACCCCUGUAGCAAUGGAGGACACUGCUCCGUCUACCAGAGUGAUAUCCUGUGUGACUGCACCAACACCGGCUACAAGGGAAAGUACUGCACUGAAGGUAAGCCUGGAUAGAAGCAGGAAUACGCAUGAAUAUUCAUUUCCAUUGUACAAUGAAGGCUAACUGUUUGGUCCUCUACAGAUUUAGGAGUUUCUUGAAUCCUUUAUUUUACCAGGAUAGUCCCAUUGAGAUAUAAAAUCUCUUCUUCCAGGGAGUCCUGGCCAAAAUGG
Messenger RNA from Ictalurus furcatus (blue catfish), 2017 nucleotides. Its product is annotated as neurexin-2-like. The record is from RefSeq and is a predicted model, not a curated record. The transcript has a single exon. The coding region runs from base 1127 to 1861 and encodes 244 amino acids. NCBI's taxonomy places the organism in Eukaryota, Metazoa, Chordata, Actinopteri, Siluriformes, Ictaluridae.